Danaus plexippus (monarch butterfly) is the source of this 1916-nucleotide messenger RNA. Its product is annotated as zinc finger protein 572-like. The coding region runs from base 122 to 1894 and encodes 590 amino acids. Gene Ontology annotation, biological process: regulation of transcription by RNA polymerase II. Gene Ontology annotation, cellular component: nucleus. The transcript has 13 exons. Gene Ontology annotation, molecular function: DNA-binding transcription factor activity, RNA polymerase II-specific; RNA polymerase II transcription regulatory region sequence-specific DNA binding; zinc ion binding. Lineage: Eukaryota; Metazoa; Arthropoda; Insecta; Lepidoptera; Nymphalidae. The record is from RefSeq and is a predicted model, not a curated record.
AGUCACUGUCAGACCCACGCUUGUCAACACGCCAUAUUCUUUAUAUAUUGUUUACAAUCGAUUAUCAUGUAGUUUAAUGUAUUAAUUUUAUUUUUUGCAAUUAUAUAUAUAAUUGGUGAAGAUGGAAACUCAUCAUAACUUAGUUGAGAUCGAAUAUAAACCGGAGUUGGACUCGCCUAAGACGAUAUGCCGCUGUUGUCUCUCGAGCGACCGACGGGUUGUGAAAAUUGAGAAUUACCGUGAACUUUUCGUUGAACUGGCUGAUAUAAUAGUGUCAGAUUCCGAUGGCCUCCCUCAGUGGCUCUGCUGGGAGUGCAGUUGUCUUCUGCUGAAAAGUGUACGAUUCAAGCAGAAAGUGCUUAAAGCCCAUCUCACACUUUACAACUAUCAUAGUAGAUGUGCUCCGUUCCCCAUAGACGGCCAGGAUCCGGAAUUGACUAAGUACGCCAACCCGCAACUGAGCAGCUCGGCCACCCUGGUCAUAGACAAUGUCAAGACAAAAACGGGAUAUCAUAAAGUUUUGGAACAUGAGAAAAUCCACUUCAUGCCGCCCUCGGACGAUACUCACUUCCUGGAUGAAGAGAUUCCUCUCAAACUGGAGACGGAAGAUGAUGUGCCACUACAGGAGAUACGAGAAAAUAAAUUGAAAGACCUGGCACUAGACGGCUUCAUGACAGAAUCUAAUCAAGAGAAGAAAGAAAAGACUAAGAAAACGAAAAAGAAAGUUAAGACAAGAGUCACAGAUAACAUAAAGACAGAGAAUGAGCUGGAGAGCGACACACAGGAGGCUAAAACACCAAAGAAAAGAAACCUUCGCAGAACUAUAGACAUAGAUGAGAACAAGAUACGAGUCAUCACACUGGACCCGGCUGAACAGCUGAGGCAGAGACAGGCGGAGAACGAGGCCACACUGAAGUUCCCGUUCCAAUGCCACCUCUGCUUCAAAGGUUUCAACUAUGAAGAGAAGCUCAAGAACCACAUGUUCAAACACAGCCCGGCUCGUGGCAGUUACAAGUGCGAAGUGUGCAGUAUGUAUCUACCCACACCGUACUCGGCAUCUGUCCACGGUCUCACUCACACACUGAGGUAUGAGUGUGUGCAGUGCGGGAGACGGAUGACGGACAGGCUGGCUAUAGUUAAUCAUUACAGAUCUCAACACGAGGGGGUGCUCUCGGUCUACACUUGUCACAUAUGCGGGAAAGUAUCGAAUAAUGAUAAGACUCACCGCGGUCACAUGAGGAACCAUCACUCGGGCUCCAGAGCCGUCUGCAGGGAGUGCGGCAAGAGCUUCGUCAACAACGACUCCCUCGCCGAGCACAUGCUCAUUCACCAGGGCAUCAAGAACUACGAGUGUCCGGAGUGCGGCAAGAAGUUCCGCACGAGGAACCAGAUCAGGCACCACCUGGUCAAACACAGCGACCACAAGGAGUUCUACUGUGUGGAGUGUGACGUCAGGUUCAAGUCAGCUCACACCCUCCGCCAACACUUGAAAAGGACGACGAAACACAAAGACAAGAAGAGCCUCAAGUUCGCGUGCUCUCUGUGCCCGAAACGCUUCGACACGUCGACACUGCUGGCGACACACACGCGCGUGCAACACGAGGGCUCGCGGCCACACCGCUGCGAGGAGUGCGGCGCUUCGCUGGCGACGCGCGCCUCUCUACACAAGCACGCGCGCUCCGUGCACCGGGGACUUCGCCCCCCGCCGUCGCACAUCUGUCACGCGUGCGGCAAACUGUUCCGGGCGAGGUCGACCCUAGUGAACCACGUGCGGACCCACACGGGGGAGAAGCCCUACCCGUGCGAGGACUGCGGCCGGCGGUUCGCGCAGCGCACGGCGAUGAGGACGCACGUGAAGCUCGUGCACCUCAAGCAGAGAGGGCGGGAGGACUAGAAAUAAACGAACAGCCGACAUA